AUCUCUCUCAAACACACACACAGACACACACACACACACACUCGUGCACACAUAGCUACACACACAAACACAGGCCGGGGCAAUUAAAUAAGUCAAAUAUUUCCUAAUAAAAUCAGACCAUUAUCUCCCAUAUUGUGUACAAUUUGGAACGAAUAUACAAUUGUACAGAUUCAAUGUUAGACCUACAUUAGCCCCAUGUGACUUGGUAUAUACGAAAGGGGAAAGUGUUUGACUGCUACAGUAAUAUCACUGGACUCAAGCCCAGCUUUAGCAUCUUAGUGUUGGUCUAGAAGCCUGACAGCAGCAUAAGAUUGUCUUUUUGGAUCCCAGAUUGAAAAUUAGGCGCAUAUUGGAUACCACAACUGUGGCUUUCGAAAAUACCUCUCACAUGUAAAACCUUCAGCCUUCACCCUUUAACCAAGAAACACAAGAAACAGUCAGAGACGGCCUAAGCUAAACAAACCAAAAAAAAAAGGUGAGGUGAUGUCAACAGUUAAAACUUAAAGGGAGGUAUUUUAUCAGCUGGCCAGGGCCAAACCAGUAGGAUGGCAUAGCAGCACGUCUUUUACGAGGUGAAAACGGAUUGAUCACGGAAACGCUCCACCAGUUCUCUCGCAGAGACCGGACCAGAGCGAGCUCCGUCAUGAACGCCAAGCUGGAGGUCCUCGCUCUGGUGCUGGGCUUCCUCGGCCUCGUCGGCACCGUGGCCGUCACCGCCAUGCCCAUGUGGCGCGUGACCGCCUUCAUCGGCGCCAACAUCGUCGUCAUGGAGAUGACGUGGGAGGGCCUGUGGAUGAACUGCGUCUGGCAGGCGGGCGUCCGAACCCAGUGCAAGGUCUACGACUCGCUGCUCAUCCUGACCCCUGACCUCCAGGCCGCGCGAGCCCUCACCUUGGUGUCCGUCGGCGUGGCGGCCGCCGCGCUGCUCGUCGCGUUCUGCGGGGGGCGCAGGACGGCCUGUUGCCGGGGCAACCCCAAGGGGAAAGACGUGACGCUGGCGGUGGGCGGGAGUCUGUUCCUGCUGGCCUGCGUCACCACGCUGCUGCCCGUGUGCUGGACGGCCCGCGCCGUCAUCACCGACUUCUACGACCCCGUGGUGUCGGAGGCGCGCAAGCGGGAGCUGGGCGCGGCACUCUACGUGGGCUGGGGCGCCGCCGGCCUGCUUCUGGCCGCCGGCGCCAUCCUCAUCUUCAGGUACUCGGCCCGCCGGGAGAAGGAGAGGGGCACGCCGACGUAUGGCGCCGAGGGGUACCACGUGACCGGCACUGAGGAGGAGGACCGGAAGGAGGACGUAGUGGACGUGGCGGACGUGGCUCGUUCCGCGCAGGCUGGGAGCCUUUAUGGGAAGCAACAGUACGUCUGAGCUGGUGCAACACGCACACGCUGACCGUCCCGCGGUGGAAUAACAGCACUGUCCCGGUUAGGAUCACAUGAGAUGGGGCUAGAUCAAAUGUACAUUUAUUAAUCGCAAAUGAGUAUUCAGGGACUCACAGCAUCAAGAACAGGACAGUGAUAUUAUACAAAAAACACUAAAUUAGGUAUUUUUUGAAUUAGAAGAAAUGUUGAUGUAAAAAAUAUGAUGUGACAGGUGAGCCAUGUAUUCUUGACAAUAUACGCACAAUUAUUGAAUUGAUACAAUGCACGCGCCUGAUGCAACAGUUUCUCAUAUAUCAUGAAGCCUGGUUUGUAUCGUACCGGUGUGAGGCAAUGGUGGUAUUUUGUAUGGUGUCAUUCUGCUGUGAUGAUGUAGUUGUAUAAUUUAUUACCCAAUCCUUUAGAGAACAGGGUCACACCGGGACAGGAGUAG
Messenger RNA from Gadus macrocephalus (Pacific cod), 1807 nucleotides. RefSeq names its product claudin-4-like. Gene Ontology annotation, molecular function: structural molecule activity. The coding region runs from base 644 to 1363 and encodes 239 amino acids. Gene Ontology annotation, cellular component: plasma membrane; bicellular tight junction. Gene Ontology annotation, biological process: cell adhesion; bicellular tight junction assembly. The record is from RefSeq and is a predicted model, not a curated record. NCBI's taxonomy places the organism in Eukaryota, Metazoa, Chordata, Actinopteri, Gadiformes, Gadidae. The transcript has a single exon.